Molecule: messenger RNA, 9567 nt
Organism: Talpa occidentalis (Iberian mole)
Lineage: Eukaryota; Metazoa; Chordata; Mammalia; Eulipotyphla; Talpidae
Gene: RAB30
Product: RAB30, member RAS oncogene family
Exons: 5
Coding region: 258-869 (203 amino acids)
Biological process (GO): Rab protein signal transduction
Cellular component (GO): trans-Golgi network
Molecular function (GO): GTP binding; GTPase activity
Source: RefSeq, a predicted model, not a curated record
CUUGAGGGUGAAGCAGACAUUUGACCAAAUAGUUGUAUACAGCAAGUGAAGCUUUAGGACAGAGGAAUAGUGUUUAAAUUUAUUUAGGGAGCAUCAAUGAAAAAAUCAGAGAGAGAGAGAGAGAGAGAGAUGCAUGCAUUGGACCCUACCUGAAAGAUGAACUUCAUGCCAGGGAAGAGAGUGGGGGAGAGCACCACAGGCGGAGGCGAUGACACGUGUACACUGCAGCGCAAGGAAGUGGAAGGACAGCUGUGUAAAUGAGUAUGGAAGAUUAUGAUUUCCUGUUUAAAAUUGUUUUAAUUGGCAAUGCCGGUGUGGGGAAGACGUGCCUAGUCCGACGGUUCACUCAGGGUCUUUUCCCCCCAGGUCAAGGAGCCACAAUUGGAGUUGACUUUAUGAUUAAGACAGUGGAGAUUAAUGGUGAAAAAGUGAAGCUGCAGAUCUGGGACACAGCAGGUCAAGAGAGAUUUCGAUCCAUUACCCAGAGUUAUUACCGAAGCGCCAAUGCCCUGAUCCUCACCUAUGAUAUAACCUGCGAGGAAUCUUUCCGCUGCCUUCCUGAGUGGUUGCGGGAGAUAGAACAAUAUGCCAGCAACAAGGUCAUUACUGUGUUAGUGGGCAACAAGAUUGAUCUGGCUGAAAGGAGAGAGGUUUCCCAGCAGAGAGCGGAAGAAUUCUCAGAAGCUCAGGACAUGUACUAUUUGGAGACCUCAGCCAAGGAAUCAGACAACGUGGAGAAACUCUUCCUUGACUUAGCUUGCCGCCUCAUCAGCGAAGCCAGGCAGAACACACUUGUGAACAAUGUAUCCUCGCCCUUACCUGGAGAAGGGAAAAGCAUCAGCUAUUUGACUUGCUGUAAUUUCAACUAAAGGCGGAGGCAAGAAGCAGCAAAAAGAACCAGCAGCUGCCCUGAUGGGUUACGAAUUGCUGGGGAGACCUGGCGAUCCCCGUGGCUCCUGCUCUCGGACCCUCUGUGGGUGCCUGAACUUACAAAGCACGGCAGGCCCGGGGCCUCGUCCACAGGCCAGCGUUAGCAGAAUAUAUACUGGUUUCACCCUUUUGCGGGCUGGAGUCAGAGCAAGGAGAACAUUGUACUUGGGGCUCCAUGAUCUGCAGAGCAUGUUGCUUUUUUUUUUUUUUUUUAAAGCAAGUAAAGGCGCAUUCCUGAACACAGUCCGGGGGGGGGACUGUAUGUAGGGAUCCCCCUGCACGCCAGUGGGUGCAUGUGGGGGCUGUUCUUUAGGGCUUCUGGGAGCCCAGGUUUUCUUGUCUACUGGAUAAACCAAAACUGGAAAGGCCAAGUACUGCCUCUGUGGUGCGUGUUGUGACUCCAUGGAGAAUUUCAAAAGUGUUAUUUCUCUUAUCCACAGGCACUUUCAAGAACUUUGGGAUGUAAAAAAUGAAAUGAAACCUUUACCCAUGACCAAUAAUAACAAUCAUUGUUUUAAUAAUCUAUAUGCUCCAUGACUCCUUUUGGUGCUAAAGAUUCUGCUCUUUUACAGACCAAACAUUUUAGUACAUUGAUGUCCUUAAAUGUAUUAAAUAGAAAUUUAAAAAAAAAAGCAGGGGGCAGUCCAUGAAUCAGCACUCUUUCUCAAAGUCUCAUUAUUACCUUUUCUAGGGUGGAUUUAUUGGCAAAGUAAUCCUUUUCCCUUCCUAUCCCCUCUAAAUUUCAACCAUUUUCUUUUAUUCUCUCAUCUUUCCUACCCGUAAGCAAAUGAAAAGUUUGAAAAAUGGGGGAAAUGAAUGGCUGAGGAUACGCUAACUUAAAAGAUUAGCUCUAAGACAUUGGGAGUAGUAUGAGAAAACAGGCCAGACCUGACCAGAAUACCGUGGGACAAUGGAACUGAGGUGCAGCAGUCCAAGCUGAGCACGGUCCUUGAGAGCCCGUCACGACUUUUACUCCUGGUAUAUCCAUCUUGGACAGACGCAGGAUUUUGUAGGUGUUUUUAGUAUAAGUGAGAAUAGCAAGAGAUGUAAAGUCUCAUGAACCAUAUUUGUAUUUUUGCUGAUAACCUUAGACAAAUUCUGCUCAUGGAAGGUAAAACUGUCAUUUGUCACUUUCUCAAGCUCAUUACUUAUGUUCUGUUUCUUUUUUCUCUUCCUUCUUUCCUGGUUUUGCCCUUCUUUCUACCUGUCUUUCCUCCCUGCCUUUUCUGGACGGGUUACUGCCAAUCUCCAAUUCCAAUGGAGGUGGGUGUUUAGCCAGUCUUAAAACAGGACUCAAAAUAGACAACGUGCUGCUUGUUUAUGUUACUGCUUUUUUAGUGCCAUCCUUUGAUACUGUCUAAUAUAAAUGCUGAUUCAGAAAAUAAUUAAACCUGUAUGCUGUUGAAGCUGUCAGAUGUUUCUGUAGCUUUCUGUAGCAUAACUGAGGGAUGAGCAAUAGAACAAGCAUAUGAUAUGUGAUUCCACUGCUGCUGUGGAUGGUGGCGAUCUUGAUCCUGUUAUAUUGAUGUUUGAAAACUAUUUAACUAUUUAAUUUUAAAGAAACGAGGCAUGUUAAGAGACAAUAUUGACAAAGCAUUUGUUGCACUUCUCUAGCAGGUUUCAGAGUGACCAGUCUUUUGCUCAUGGGAAUUAUUGUUGAAGGGACUGAUACUUUGGGUGGGGCUUGCUGUGUUUGUUCUGAUCCUAUGGGGAAGAGUAAGAGAUCCCUGAAGUUUAAAUUGCCUUUAUUUUAGAACCCGUCUCUACAGGAAAGAAAAAUCAUUUUAGUAAAUUCCAGCCAAAAUUUAUAAUGGUUGCCACUAAACCAGUCACUAAAGGUACUCAGAUAACAAGUCUAAGUUGCGCAGAGGAACUCUUUUUAAACUGUAGAAAAAUUUCCCCUAAGUUUAGCUUUAUUAUCUUUCAUUUAGGGCCCAAAUCCAAUUACCCCAGCAUGUCAUGACCCAACUUUGUCUCACAGCAGCAAGUGUCUUGAAAAUAAAAUUGCUCUGUAAACUUAGAGGAAAGGAUUUUGUUAGAUUCGAUAAAAUGUAGUAGCAAAAUAAGAGCUUCUAGUUCCAUACUUGCAUUCUGAAAUUCCUAUUCCCUGGGCCUCAGCCACCGCUAUUUAUCCUUGACCAGAUGCAGAAGGGGAUUCAAAAGCUCUGCUCUUGGCCCCUUUAUCCAAUUACUCCUCCCAGCCUUUCUGUAAUAUACAAUCACCCCUCCAUGGCCCAUUAGCAGGCCGCAUGAGAAUGUAGGGAUAUUUUCCUUACUUUUUUUCCCCCUUAGAUAUUGAAUUCCAGAUUAGGCCAUAUACUCACUGAGGUAUCUCAAGUUUGAGAAUAAUUCCUGACAGUAUUGUAGGUGCUUAAUAAAUAUUAGUUGAAUAAAUGACUUAGUGCCAAGAAGAGCUUCUCCAAUUAAAUAGCAAUUCACAAAUAGAACUUGUUUAAGGAGAUCCCUGAAGUUUAAAUUGCCUGGUCAUUAAAUCUGGUCAUUUUAACCCAGCCUAGAACUUAAUCAUACUGACUUGCCUCCUAGUUCUAUUGUUUUGGUAGUAUUUACUAAGAAGCACUUUCUUAAAUAAAAAUUCUCAUUUAUUGGUAGAUGAAAAAGCGAGUUGCUUUCUCAUAAUUCAGCUUCACUUGGUCGGACUAAUGAGAAUAUGAGUCCAUGUCUGCUUCCAUUUUUGGUGGUUUUUUUUUUAAUUCUUUUAAUAAAGUUACUAAAUAGAUGACAAAACCUCUUUCAAGUUCCAGUGAAAAUGCAUCAUAUUCAUGUCAUGGAGCCGGGUUUGGGGCAACCUAUGAAAUCAUGUAAUUUGCUGAUAAAAUGUUUUAUUAUGACAUUGUGUAGACUGUGCCCUCACAGGUGGUUGUGCUUUCACCUUUGUCUAUGCAAAAUAUUUUACUCCUUUACGUGCUUUUGUUACACCUGUUGGAUUAUGUUAACAUUUAAUUUUAAUUAUAUACAGCCAUUUCUCCUUUCUGUGGAAUACUUAGGUCAUUGACUUUUCCUGAUCUUCCUUUCCCCAUAUCUUUUAGCCACCUCAUGUUAGUAGUUCUCCUUCAGUAAAGUGGCAAGAAAAGAAGUAAAAAUAGCAGUGAAAUGGGUUGAUUUGACAAUGUGCCCAGUUUUGAUUUAGAGUUUGGUAAGAAAGGUAAAAUUCACUGACCAAAUAAGCUAUUAGGACUAAUAUUAUUUAUGUUAAGCACUUUAGACAUGUUGGAGGGAGGAGGCACAGUUUAAUGAAGGUCUGAAUUCUUCUUUCUUCUGUUCUUGAACGAAUGGUGUUGAAAGACACUGGUGACGUCCAGUGUUAGAGCAAUGAGUUGACUCAUUUACCCUUUAAGCUAUUCCAUGAUCCGUCCAGAUCCAGCAUCAGCUUUCAGUAAAAUAAUAAUUCUGAAUAAAUACCACUUGUGAGUGAUUUUGAAUUGGUCUUCUGAUUAAAGUGAAAACAUCCUUUUUAAAAAACCAAGCCACAUGAAUGAGAUCUAUCUUCUUACAACCAGGAAAAAAUUGCUUAAUUUUUUCCACAUAUCGAGCCAAUGAUUUUAAAGGGAGAAGUUUUCUGUUUCUUAAUCCUGUAGAGCUUUGUAGACUGUAUUUUGUGGACAUAAGUACUCUGGGGGCCUCUGUCCUGUUAGCCUCUGGAAGAGCUCUUCUGGGCUUGACAUUUCUUUCUUUCUAGAUUUAUUUUUUUAAACUGCAACUGGUUACUUACAUUCCUCAACCAUGGCCCUGACAGGAGUUAUGUGUGUGUAUGUUUAUUUUUUCUAUUUAAUUGGCUUCAUUUAAUGAUUCAUGAAUUGGACAGCAUCUCAACUAGGUGCUCCCCUGACAAUCAAAAGAAAUGAAGAAACUUGUAAUUCAUCAUUCAGACAAAAUGUGCUCACAUAGUCAGUAUAGUUGGCCACUAAUUUGGGAUUAAAAUAAUGAUUUUUUUUCUUUUUUGGAUAUCACUUCUGUGACAGGAGCCUAUUGAUGUUUGGAAGGAAAGCUGCCUUCUCUUGUAUUUUUCACCCUGGGUAGAAAGCGUACUGAAUUAAGAGAUUAUUCCUUCAAACAGAUAAUAUAGUAAUUUCAUAACAAGGGAGAUGACAUUUUAUCUUCUUUUUUAAGUCCAAAUGUUGGAAUAUUGCAUUUUAGGAGCCAAACUUGGAAACUAAACGCAUAUUGUUAUCAAAGAUGGUGAAGGAAUUUAAAUUUUAAGACAUUUGAAGAAUAUUUGAAGAAUUGGGGAGAUUUCACCUGGGAAAGAGAGGACUACAAUUAGUACAUUGGAGCAAGAUACUGUGGGUCAAGGUGUGGAUGAGACCCAAUGAAUAGAGGUCACAGGUUUGGGCUCUAUAUCAGGGAGGACUUUCUCCCCAAGUUGGUUCAUCAUGGACAGGGGCCUCAGGUAAUAGUCUGUGUCCAACACAGGCUAGGUAGGAACUUGGCGAAGAUGAUGUGGAAAGGAUCCCAGUGUUUGUUGGGGGUUACACCAACUUACUGACUUAAAAUUCUGUUACAGCACUUUGCCCCUCAUCACCUACUAGAUGUCUGUUACCCACAGUUAGUUUUUUUAAGGUUCUGCUCUUCUAUCAAAAGUGUAUCCCACCUUCCAUAGAAAGGCUAUUGGCUAGGUGCUCUUAGCUCAAAACACUGGGGUUGCUUUGUCAGUACGCUCAUUCAUGUCUUAUUGAAAUUUUGAGUUAAAAUUUUUAAAGAGGUAUUGUUUUAGUAAGUUACAUAAAAAUCACAGGAAUUAUUCAUUAAUACAAAAUUGCCAAAAAUAAACCAUAUUUAGUUAAGUGAAUAAUUGUGUUUUUAGGACUUCAGGAUAGGCCUUUUUAGCCUAAAGAGAACAGACUUUUCAGUUAAAGAUUCCAUAAAUAUAGUGGCAUGAAGUUUUUCAGCUCCUAUAUCAGAUAUGGGCUGGUGGAUCACUAGCAUAAAGUAGUCCCCAACAUCUAUUUUGGACACUUCUUAUAUGACACUUGAUUUGUUAGUUUCAUUAUCUUGAAAAAACAUGAUCUGAAAACGAUUUUAGCAGAACUGAGGCCAAAUUGCUCAUGUAGAAAGGAACAAAACACCCAUCUUUGAAAUUAGAGAUAACUGUAAGCAAUACUUGCAAAUAAGAUAGAUGCCCAAAUGAUUCCAUUUGCAAAAUAAUUUGCAUCCUUGGUAGACUUACAGAUGGCUCUUUGUCUAAAAAAAAAAUCAUUGGUUUUACUUGGUGAGAAAUACAAGUUUGAGUGAGACCUUCUUGGAAUUCUUUGGAUAAGAGGAGAACAAAAACUAGUCACCUCUUCUUUAAUUGACUUCCUGUGGUGGUUGAGUCAAAAUUUCCCUUUUCCACUAAGUAAAGCAGAACUUUCUGAGAUGUUAUAUUCUAGUCCCUGAUGGACUCCUUGAUGGGCUGUGACUGACACUUGAUGUAGUGAGGUGGAGAAGGGAAACACUUGGCAUUGCCAUGAAGUAGUUGUGACUUAUGCAAAGUGCAAUCUCUUGAACACCAGUUGUCUAUGUUAUAGAAUCAUAACAACUGUCAGUUAUUGUUAAAACUAGAUAAAUGGAAAGAUAGUAAAGUGCUUGGUAAACAGCAUGCAAAUACUACUUUUCUUCUCAAUUAAAAGCAGACUUUGGAGAGCCUUGUCAAGUAUAGAUCCUUAGGACAAAACAAAGGAUUCUUUUUGACUUCAAAGUAAAGAGCUGCAUUUCUGAAGAGCCUUAAAAGGAAUUCUCUCAUUUGAUCCAUUCUUCUGCCUUUGGGCAUUACUGUUCCCCAAGAGACUCUUCACUUCUGUGCAGACGUCAGGAAAGAUAUUCAUUUUCUCUCUUUCCCAAUAGGCACUUCCAGAGUUGUGAAACUCUUCAUUAUCAGGAAACUUACCCUUAUUACUGAAAUACCUCAGAGUGCAAUUUAAACCUCUUUGUUCUUGAUUCCAACUGUCCAUGUGAACGAAAAUGGGUUGAUCUUAUCUUACUUUUGAGGGGUCAUGUUUGCCAUUUAUUAUUGACCUUUUGCCUCUUUAAAAAAAAUGUCAGGAAAAGCUCAGUAAGGUGAUAAUCAUUAUUCCCUUGGGGAAUAUCAGCAUAGGCAUUUAUAAACUCUUAGCUCCUAAUUGGUAUUUGAUUUAUAUCUUAAUUUUACUGUUGAUUAACUUUUCAAUUAUACAUGUAUUUUUCUUUGUUAGCUAUAAUUGAUAACAGUGUGCUUCUGAAGAAUUCUUCUGGUUGUGGCUUGUGUUUCCUCCUUAAUAAAAAUGGAGUCAUGAACCCCAGAUCUGUUAUUUGCUUCUAGAAUUUAUGACGUUAGUGGAUGAACUUUAUUACCAACAACCAAAUUAAGCAAAGGUUCCUUCCCCUUUCUAUGUGUGCACUAAGUGCUGAAAUAAAAAUUGGAGUACCAAAUGCCUAAUAAAGAAAGAAUUCAUGUACAGAAUGACAGAAGAUAAGAAUCUGGUCUGUUAGGAAAAUUUGUCCCUAGUUGGUACACAGUUUUUGUUUAAGGUUACACAGCUAUGCUUGGAUUAAAUACCAAUAGCAAAACUUGAUAAGCCCUUUGAAAAAUAGCUGCUAAAUAUAUUGCUUUCUGGAGUGUAAUCAUUAGAAAUAAAUAUUCUCUUGUCCUAUAUAAUUGCAGAGUGCUAGUGGAAUUUUCUUGUAGGCUAUUAAAAAUGAAUGUUAGUUGAUUCAUUAAAUUUUUUUAAUCCUCUUAUCCCUUUAAGGCGUGUUGGGACUUUAUGUCCCUGUUGUAGAAAAUUUCAAAUGACAUUGGAAUGCUGGCUUCUAAUUUCUGCUCACUGCAGUGUCCUCUAAAUAUACCAGGUGGUUGGAGCGCUUUUGAUGAUAGGUAAAGGAGAUACAUAAUAAUGUAUUUGGAUUAGUGUGUGAGUAAAGUUGCUGUUUUCAGCAAAAAAAAUUUUUGAAAUUUCAGAUAAGGGUUAAGAAGAGAUUUUUGAUAAAAAGAAAAAGUGUGCCCCAUAUAUAUUAUUGCACACACUUUAAUGCAUGAUUUUUAGUAUAGGGAUGAAAUAAACUGAAAAAUAUAUAAUUUCGGAGGUCUUCUCGGCAGCUAGUUAAAAUAUUUAGAGAAGCUGUUUCAUGAAGACAGAGAAUCCUGGAUUUCCCUUUCCCUAUCUCUUUCCAUUAAAACAUGGAUCUUUAAUGUACACAGUUUUAACAAAAAUGUUAAUUAUCAAAUUUUAUAAACUCAGUUCUUAACAUUUGGCUGUUGGUUGUAAGCAUAGGCUCCCAGCAAUAUCUGAAUACCCCAGUAUAUAAAAUCCAGCUUCAGUACAAGCAUAAAACUGAUUUUAAAUGCUCAUAUGCAGACAUUAACAGUGCACUCUAUUAUGCUUCAUGUGUUCACAUUGUUUUUCGAUGUUGGAAAUAUAAGCCCAUGAUGAUAUGAAUGGAAUUAGAUGAAAGAAAAUAUUCUGUAGGAAGAGGGUUGUAUGGGGAGAGGGAAUGAUAAUGAAACAAAGUAUUUUUAAAUGAGGUGACAGCUCUCCUUUAAAAGAUGGAUAUAAUUUACACUACCAUUUACCCCUUCAAAGUGUAAAAUUCGGUGUUUUUUCCCCAUAUUUUCAAGAAGUUGUACAAGAUCACCACUUUCUCCAGAACAUUUUCAUCAUUUCAAAAGGAAACUCUGAACCAAUUGUCACUCCUCCUUCCUCUUCUCCCAGCAUAUGGCAAUCACUCAUCUACUUUCAGUUUCUAUAGAUGUGCCUAUGUUGGGCAUUUCAUAUAAAUAGAAAUGUGCUAUUUUUGUGUCUGGCUUCUUUUACUUUGCAUAAUGUUUUCACAUUUCAAGUAGCUCUAAUCAAUGCAUUUUUUUCUUUAUGGCAAAAUAAUUUUACAUUGUAUGUAUACACUAUAUUCUAUUUUCCAAUGAUCAUUUGGUGGACAUUUGGAUUGCUUCCACCUUUGGGCUAUUAUGAACGAUGCUGCUGUGAAUAUUUGUGUUCUGGUUCUCUGUGUAGGCAUAUGUUUUCACAUCUCUCUUAAAAUCAAUUAGUUUAGCAAAUCAAGUCAUCUGUGUUCAUUUAAGCAGACCCUUUUAAAAGCCUACUUAGGGAAUGCAAUUUAUAAUCUUAGAUUGACUGGUUAAUUAAGAGGUCCUUGAAUAAUGACUAAUUCCCUCGGAUGUCCAUAAGAAUUUUUUAAUGAUAAUCAAUUUCAUAAACACUGCUUUGGUCUUGUAGAAAUUGAGCUGUCAUCACAUUGAGAAUUCCUAACAUCCUCUGCAUUGUUUUAAAGGACAGCUAGAAACCAUGUUGGAGAGGAGCCCUCAUUAUGUCUCCGAGGAUUGAAUGAAGGAGCAUUUUUAAUAUACAAUUUCUUUUAUAUAUAGACUGCCUUUUAAAGUUUGGAUUUUCCUUCUUGAAAAAAGAUUGUUAAAUCGCCAAACCACCUGUCUAUUGUAGCUUAAGUUUUUAUUAUUAAGAAAUAAUUCAUACUGAGAGUCAAAGUAAAAAGAAUGUAUUUUGUGUGCAAAGGAUGAAUGUAUUAAUAACUUUUUAUUUGUAACAAAAAAUUUUUAAAAAGAUGAAUGAAAUUGUUUUCCCAUGUACUUGUAUAUAAAUAAACAUUUCCUGUUGCCCACAUUUGGAGGCUACUAUGCUAUUAAAGUAUGUAAAA